Messenger RNA from Olea europaea var. sylvestris, 1303 nucleotides. RefSeq lists its product as uncharacterized. Bases 409 to 1032 code for a protein of 207 amino acids. NCBI's taxonomy places the organism in Eukaryota, Viridiplantae, Streptophyta, Magnoliopsida, Lamiales, Oleaceae. The transcript is spliced from 5 exons. The record is from RefSeq and is a predicted model, not a curated record.
UGUAAAUUCAAAAAUUUGUAUACUUUUUAACCCUCACGUUAUUCAAAAAUCACAAUUAGAAAAUCCGAAAAGAAAAAUGCUCAAACGGUGGUUGAAUGCCAUUUGUCAUACAAUAUAUAACGUACUGUCUUAUUGUUUGCACAUAUGCACAGGCGCACAGGCAUGCAUACACACAAGUUUCGUCUGUUGGAGCUCUCCUGCUUUGAACUUCACUCAGAUUGAACGUCUCUUUCAAUUUUUCCGUUCUUUUCGUUUGUUUUCUUCUUUUUAAGCCGAUGUGGGCUCAAACUUAGGGUUUAAAUUCAUAAAAAAAAAAUAAUAAUAAAUAAAUUCAACAACCUCUUUGGGCGGCGUCAGUAACGUCAGAUCUUAGUGUGUUUUUCAUUUUUAUAGCGUGAAGCAUCAACGAUGGCACCAAGAGGAAGACCCAGAAAGCCACGAUUAAUGAGGAUUGACGCAGCUGUUGACGCCAUGACUUCAUUCGGCUUCUCGGAAGAGAUAGUACGGAAGACAGUAAAAGAACUUCUCAAGGAAUACGGUGGAGAUGAAGGAUGGCGUUUCAUUGAGGAUAACUCCUACAUAGAACUAAUUGAGGCAAUUUUUCGCAGUGCAGAAGGAAAUAAUCAAGAGAAAAGUGCACGACAUGAAAACCACACGAAGGAUGCACCAGCUGAGGCUUCUUGUGUAGCUACAGACUCCCUUCAAGUUACUGAAACAGCUGACGGCGCUCUUCUAGAUGCUGUUGGGUCCUCUUCUGUGUCACAACUUCCAUGCGCAAAAGAAUCAAAGAUGACCCAAAUGAAAAUUCAUGGAAGGCAUCGUCUACCUUGCUUUGGUUGGCUUGAGAGUGAUGAGGAAGAUGACCCAAAUGAUUUCGUAUUUUUUAAUGAGAAAGUAGAAUCAACACCAACACUGCAUCCAGAUUUCUCAGAAGAUCCAAAAAAUGUGACUAAUUCCAAUGGCAAACGCAAUUCCCCAUGGGACGAGAUACUUAGUGAUCACCAUGAUACGAGCUUUUUGAACAUUAGAUAAGCGUUAAAGGGAAGUCUGGAGUUCAUCUUCACCAGACCCAAACUUCUCCUCUCGCUUUCGAUCGAGCUACUCUUUGCCCCACCGAUAGGUUAUACACUUUACCGAAUCGGUAAGUAAAAAAUGAGAUAAGAGAUGUUAGCAUUAGCAGAAGAUUUAUCCAAGCUGCCUUUCCUUCGGCUUGUAACAAAUGCUUUCAGAGGCAUGAUCGUUUACGCCCGGUCAAAGAUGCAUGUAGUAGAGACAUCCUAAAGAUUGUCAUACUUAACUCUUA